Closterium sp. NIES-67 is the source of this 9025-nucleotide messenger RNA. The record is from the annotation of a GenBank genome assembly. Lineage: Eukaryota; Viridiplantae; Streptophyta; Zygnematophyceae; Desmidiales; Closteriaceae.
UCUGCAGCUGCGAUUAUGGCCGACAUACCUCUCCAGCUGCUAUUAUGGUGAUUUCACUUGUGGAUUGCAUGUCACAGCAGCAGCAUGGCCUGGUUAUUUGCCGAAAGGCUCCUACUUUGCCUGUGAUCGCUAGGAAGGUAGACAGAAAUUAAUGCUAAUGAUCGUCGUCAGGUCUUUGAACACAGUUAGCUCGCUGCGGGCUUGUCAAGAGAGACGUAGCCACAGGGCAGAAGCCCGGUUAUCUCAUUCAGCUAAUUUUUUUUUCCGCAUCAUUUCCUUGCCGGCACGAGAUGGACGGUAGACGAGCGAGACGUCCUAAUUCGCCGGUCACAUCCAACCAUCAGGAAUACGCGUCGAACAUGGCUAGAGUUGACUCCUCGCCUCGGCCACUCUUCAGUCCUAAGUUCCUCCCGCUUCUUCCUAUCCCGGCUCGAAGUCCAAGUCCUAGUCGACUCCCUCAGUACCGAGUAUCAGCGAACGCAGCAGGAAGCAUCAAGCCUCUUAGCUUAGUACCUGAACAACUAGACGAAGCAGACUCACCAGCAACUCCAACACCGCAGCCUGUUCUGAACGAUGACCAUUCCAUGGCUACUUGGGGUCUGCAGAUCGCCGGACGUCUCCGGCAGCUUCGGAAUGUGGCUCGGGGACUGAUGCCGAAGCUGUACAGGCUGUCGAGGCUCGUUGACUUGGGUCCUCAGGACUCUCCCAAACCGCAGGAUCAGGUUUGGAAAUCGGGGAUCGUGCCUGAUUUCCCGAAGCUGUGCACGCACCUGUGGAAGAAGUUUCCGGAACACCCACGGAACCUUCAGCUUGACAAGGUGGAUCGAACUGCUCUCGAGGUGUUUGCCAGCUUCGGCUCUCAUUUCCAAGCCUCCCUGCAGCCCUGGUAUGAGGUGCUGGUGGACCUGGCUCUCUUCCGAGAGCACGCCCUUGUUCUGCUGAAUGAUCUCGCCACCAGCAUUGUCACACUCUCUCCUGGAGUGAACCCUCUUGUGCUUCACUCCUUCAUGCGCCUCUUUUCCGAUUUUGUGCGAGUUAACCUCCUCUCUUUAAGGGCGGGGAAGAGAAUGAUCGUGCAGGUGCAUGCACUGAUAGUGUACUACACCAACAACGGCCAAGUGCCGGAGAGUUACGACAGGGUGCUGCGGUACGUAGAGGCGUACGACACCCCCAUGCUCGGACUGCAGGAGGACCUCAAGACCGUUGCUACCCGGAUCGCCAAGGCUGUGAAUGCCAUUUCUCCGGUGAUCCUCUCAUGGGAAAACACCCAGAAGCUUCGCACUGACGUGUUUGUGAAGCCCUUCGCAUCGUGGCCUGAUGUGGCAUCCGCCCCUCCCCCCUGGGACCCCAUGAGCGAGGAGCUGGUGGAGAUGGAGGCGUACACAGAGUGGGCCCUCUUCGCCCUCCUCACAUGCCCUGUUGAGGUGGUGCGAGGCACCACUGCUGCUGCUGCGCUGAUCAAGACUCUCCUUCACUCGCGCGCAAUACUCCCUCUAUUCAGAGACGAAGUCCUAUGUGUGCACGUGGAGGUGCAGCAGUGGGUGGCGGGGAAGUUGGGGGAGGGGAAGAAGGCAGCCAAGGCGGCGAGACACCACCACAGGCAGCAGGGAGCAGAGGAGGAGUAUCAGCGGCUCAGGGAGUGCUUCCGACUGGUGGGAGACCUAGUAGACACGAGCGGCAUGCACGCAUGCCUGCAGCGCAUGGCGGACUCCCACAGAAGAAGGCGGUUCAUUCUGGGCCACGAGGGCAGGCGAUUGCUGCUGAGGCUGGGCGAUCAGCCCACGCUCCUGCCGCCCAUGCUGCAGCUCGUGCGGGCCGUGCUGGCUCUGCUGCGUGCCGAGGUGCACUGGGCCAUCCUGCACACCUCCUGCCUCGCCCAAUCCGCUCCUGUCACGGGCCCGGAAGCUGACUCGGUAGCAGUGCUGAUCGACACCAUGUUCCGCCUCGUGUCGCUCAUUCAGACGCACAUGCUGGCCAUCCAGGCACAUGCGUCCUGGCAGGUGCAGUGGGGUGCGAGGCGGGUGAGAGACCUGAUCGCGCUGCCAGCUGUGCGCCAGCUGGCGAUGAGCGCCCAGCUGGAGGCCUUCUUCCGCGACACGUCAGCGUCCAUGCUGGCGGCCGCCCGGUUCCUCUGCGAUGCUGACGUUGCGUCUGGUGGCAGUGGCAGGGGUGGUGGUGGGAGCAGCAUGGAGUAUGAGGAACGCCUGCAAAUGCACGCCCUGGCAUCGGACCAACUAGCUUGGCACAACAUGAGGGUGGAGUGGCAGCAGCUGCAGCUGUUGCUCUCGUCGCCCUUCACCACAGUCUCAGCCAGAGUGCUGCACCUCGUGUCCGGGGGAGAUGACGGGCCGACUAGUGUGGUUACGGAGUGCAACCGCCUUUACGUCUGGUCCAGGUGCAUUGAUCAGCUACCACAAGUGGUGGACGAGCAAGCAUCCUUGCAACUCAUGUGCUACUAUCGACCACAGAUGACUCAGGUGUUUCGUCAGGUGGUUUUCUCCCCACACAGCACGCCAUCGCACGCCAUAGGGUGGCUCAUGGUGGCCCAAGCCUUCCUGCACAACCUGCCGCACUCACUGCCGGACGAGCACGCCUCCUUGCUGCCCACAGCACUGCAAUAUGCUGACUCUCUGCUGCACGCCGUCAUGGGGGGAGUUGACUCCCUCCUCGCUGCGCUACAGUCGGACCAGGGACUGGCUGGGCUACAGAUGAAGACGCUACCAGCAGCAGCAGCAGUCUUGCUGAGUGCCACCACUAAAACCACGCCCACGCACCAACAGCACCUGCUGCAGCUGCUGCCAGGGAGCGAGAGCCUGCCCCACAACCGAGCACACAUUGCCGGCAUCAGCGCAUCGCUGCACAAGCUAGUGGAUCUCGUAUCGGCCAUUGACAGCCUGCCACCUGUCAGAGUCGCUGACCAUGCAUUCGUGCCCAGAGAGUACUUGAGGGAGCGGUUGACCCGCCACUUGCGCGUGAGGCUCCGCUCCGCCAUCCUCCCCAACGGCCACCUGCAGCGCCCCUCGGCCUUUGAGUCCGCCCUCACGCGCUUCCUCCUCCUACUGCUGCUCCUGCAGCAGCACUGCUCCCUCGACCUCUCUAGGACCAUCCGCGAGGUGCUUCUGGGGGAGGCGUUUCCCAGGAGGGAGGGAUGGAGUGCGGUGGAGAUGGGGAGAGAGGAAGGGGGAUGGGAGCGCGAAAGCGGGAGGGGAGGGGAAGGGGGGGAGCAGGAUGGGGAGGUGGUGCACGGAGAGCAGGUAGAGGGGGGGUGCAGGGACUUGCAUCCAGAGGUGGGAGGAGGGGUAGGGGAAGGGGCAAUGGGAGGCCUGGGAAGCGGGGUAGAGAGGGUAGAAGUGGAGAAGGGGGGAAUGGAAAGAGGAGGGGUGGAGAGAGAAGGGUUGCAAGGCAAGGCAGUGUCCAGCAUUUUGGACGCGAGGCUGAGGAAGAGCGGUGGUUGGAAGGGGAGAUGGUCAGUGGGGUCGAAGCAAGGCAAGGGCGCAGGCAUGGGAAUGGGCACGGGAACGGGUAUGGAGGAUAGCAGCAUGGGGGAGGGAUUCGGAGAAAUGAGGGAUGGUGGGAAUGUAGGGGCAGGAGGGGCAGGGGGGACAGGGGGGCACGGGGAAGCAUCUAGGCAAGUGGAGGAGGGAGGAGGGGAGGGUGGGUUGGGAUGGAGUGAGGAUGGGAUAAGUGGUGGCGAUGACAGCUUUGACGGGCCGAGUGCUGCUGUGAUGAUAGCCCGGUGGUACAUUGACAAUAUCGUGUGUGACCGUAACGAUGCCGGGGUGCUGUUCUCCCCGUUUGAUGCGACGUUUAGAAGCACAGCAUGGGGGGGGAGCACAGCAGCAGCAGGAGAAGCAGCAGCAGCAGCAGGGGGAGGAACAGGAGGAGGAGCAAGGGCAGGCACAGCAGUCACUAGCACCAGCAGUCCAGCCAUAGCCACUCGGGGUGCUUCCGCUGCUGCGUCUACUGCUUCUCCUGCCUAUCUUAACCCCCCUUCCCAUUCCAUCCCUCCCGGCAACCUCACCCCUCCCGUGGCCUCAUCUCCAGCCCUAUUCCCAGGUGCAGCAGCCGCAGCAGGUGCUUUCAGCCCCAUCCUCCCCUUCCCAUCCCCUUCCACCAGCCCCAACCCUACCCUCUCCACUCCUCCCCUUCUCUCCACCCCAUCUUCCUCCUCCUCCCCCACCACUUCGGCUUCCGCCUCUGUCUCGACCUUUGCUUCCUCCUCUGCUGUCUCUCCAUACACUGCUGCUACUGUGUCCUCGAUUCUCUCCUCUUCCCCCAUCUCUCCUAUCCUUAGCUCCCCAAAUGUGACCGCUCCUGGUGCACUGGCUGCUGCUGCAUCAUCAGCAGCAGGAGGAAUAGGAUCAGUGGCAGGAGCAGCAGGAGGCGCAGGGGGAGCAGGGGGAGCAGGAGGGGAGGUGGGGAUAGGGACUCGACCAGUGAUAGCCGAGCUGGUGGCAGACGGUGCUGAGCUGGCGGCAUUUGUGCGGCUGUUUGGAUUCUACGGGGCCGAUGAGCUGGCAGGGCGGGUGGUGCGGCCGGUGAUCCUGCGCCUGCUCAGCCGGCUCGAGGCGAUCCUCAGAGCGAACCGAGACACUCUCAUGAUGCUUGCUUCCAAGAUGCACCUCUCCCCUCCCUUGCAGAUCCCCUCUGCUGCUGCUGCCGCCGCCGCCGCUGCUGCUGCUACUGCCGCUGCUGCUGCGAAUUCCGCUGAGCCUUCAGCAGGAGGGGCAACAACAGCAGCAGCAGCACCAACGGCAGAAGCUCAGGCGGGUACAGGUUCAGCUGGUAAAGUCACAUCCGGUGCAGGCACAACUGGCAGCGGCACGCGCUCAACAGAGGAGCAGCAGCGGGCAGCAGCAGCAGCAGCCAUAGCAGCCCCAGCAGAGGAAGCCCUCUCCAUCUGUAUCCAAAUCGGGCACUGCCUCUCCUUCCUCCACGUCCUCUCCUCCUCCUGCUCCGCCACCCUCCACCACCACAUCCCCCUCGUCCUCUCAGUUCUCACCUCCACCGCAUCCCACCUCCCCCCGUCCUGCCCUGAAAGCGUGGCUGCAGGACAGCUGAGGAGGGUUGCUGCUAGGUGUGGGGUGGCGGGAGGGCGGGGGGAUGGCGGGGGCGGGGGAGGGGGAGGGGAGGAGGAGGUGGGAGGGGGAGGGGGAGCAGACGGGUCAUUUGCAGAGGUGCUUGAGCUACUGAUGGAAAUAGGAGGGGUGGGGGAUGCAGCAUGGGCCAUGCUACCGUUUCUUUUCGCAGUGAUGCUAGGAGGGGAGUCAUGGCUCUCCUGUGCCUAUCUCCCCGAAACGCAGGGGUUUUCGGACAAUGCAAACUGCUUGAUUCGCUCCAUACACGUGCUUUUGGCUGGGUGUGAGCGGGCAGGAGCGGAGCGGAGGGAGUUAAAGAGAGAACUUCUAGCACAACAGAGGAUCCUGAGAGGAUCAAAUCGCAACUCGGAAGAUUACGCUGACGAUGACGAGCCGACCGACCUGGUCCGGCUGGCCGGCGGCGUGUGCAGCAUGAUGCGGACGUUUGUGCAGUACGCUGCGAGUUUCAUCUUGAACUCCUGGGAUAAGGGCCCGCGGGGCGCGUGGGCUUCAAGAGUGAUCUUCUUGGACCACCUGUGCCUCUUCUCCCCGCAUUUGCCACGCUCUGUGUUGGAACGCUACCUUCCCUACUCACUCAUCCGAGCUGCUUACGAUGCAUACCACUCCCACCCUCCUCUCCCUCUCCCUCCUCCUCCUCCUCCUCCUCCUCUGCUCUCACCUUCUCCCUCUCCCUCUAGGGUUCCUGAUCCCUCUCCCACCCCAGCUGCUGAUGGAAAAGCUCCUCUGUCUUCACUCCCCUCCUCCUCUUCCCUCUUUCCGCUCUGCAAUCAUCCCUCGGGCCCCUUUGCAGCGAGAAAUGUUCGAGAAAUCAUCCAGCCCCCAUCCCCUCCCCCCUCUUCUCCUCCCCCUCUCUCUCCCCAGCAAAACCCUCUCGACCCAUUUUCUCCUCCACUCUCCUUACCGGGUGCCUUGUCAACCCAAGCUCAGGUGUCCACUGCAGUAGAGGGAUUACCACCCAGCACCGAUCCCAAACAGUCACUCUCCCAACAGUCACAGCUGCAGCUAAGGCCGAAACCACAGGGCCAGCAGUCAGAAGCGGAGGCAGCAGAGCAGCAACGCCCAGCAUACGCAUCUUCGACACUGCUAGAGAUAGCACAGACCAGGGGGUCUGGUGGCGUGGGUGGGGGGCGAGGGGGUCGAACCCCCACUGCCGCUGCUGCAGCCGCUGCAGCCGCUGCUGCUUCUGCUGUUUCUUUUGGCACCGGUAGUGGUGGUGCUGAGGAUGAAGGGAAUUUCUCAGGUGAUUUUUCAGGUGGGGCGUCACCAAGCCAUGCGCCUGCCAUGCGGUGCCUGCCCUCCCCACCUCAAGUCCAGCCCAGGAAGCAUCACCACCAUCACCACCACCACAGCAAGGCGCACUCUCCCUCUGCCUCCUCCCAGAGCCACAUGUCUGGCCAGCUGGUCGAUCCCACGGGUGCAGCAGGAACAGGAGGCACAGGAGGGGCAGGAGCAGCAGCAGGGAGACCCGCACCUGCAUCACCAGCAGUGGCAGCAGCAGCAGCUGCCGCUGCAGCAUCUCUCUCCCUCGCUGCUGCUGCCCCCACCGCUCUCACCCUUCCCGCUGCUGCUGCUGCUGCUGCUGCAUCUGCAGCCCCUGCUGCUUCGUCCUCUGACUACCGCGCCCUUCCCUCUUCUACUUGGACCCAGAUGAAAGCAAAGCCCAAGGCGAAGUCGGGCCAGCUGGUGUAUGGGCUAGCCGGGCGAAUGGGGAAAGCAGGAGGGGGAGGAGGAGGGGCAACAGGCGGAGGCAUGGGUGUGGGGAUGGGGUUGGGGAUGGGGAUGGGAGGAGGUGGGCGCGGAGGGGGAGUGGGGGGAGCAGGGGGAGGGGGGAGAAGAAGCAAUACGCCCAGCAGGAGGCAGGUGCGAUCUGGGCCGUUGGUUUCGGGAGCAUCGCAUGAGGAGAUGGACGUUGGAGAUGCUGCGAUGGACAUGGUCCGAACCACAUCUGCCCAUCCCCGUGCUAGUUCUGCUGCUGCUGCUGCUGCUGCUGGCACUGCGAUCAACCAAGCAUCUGCUGCUGACAGUGCGAACAUCAUUGAUGUUGGUGGUGGUGGUGCUGCUGCUGCUGCUGGGGGUACUGCUGGUGCUGCCGGUGCUGGUGAUUGGGAGUACUCUGACGAUGGGUUUGAUCAAUUCGGGGAGGGGGACGAAUUCUCUCCAGCAGAUGUCUUCGCAGAGAUUGGCCGCGCUGCUGCUGCUGGCAGCGGGGGGGGAGUUGGCCAAGGCACCUGGGAGACCCAAGAUCGAAUGGCGGGAGGAGGAAAGGGGGGAGAAGACGGGUUGGGAGAUGCUACUGCACGUCGCAUGCCGGCGUCGAGGAUCAAAGCGGCAGUGCUAUCAGCCCUGGGGCUGGGGCGGAAAUCUGGAGGGAAAGACGACCUCCGCCCCGCUCCUUCCGCCUCUUCUGCUGCUGCUGCUGCUGCUGAUGCAUUCAUGAGCGCUAGUGGUGGUGGUGGUGCUGCUGCUGCUGGCAGUGGCGGUGUUGCUGUGCGUGCAAGCACGGGUGGCGUUGGCUGGAGGGGCUUUAGUGGGAAUCUCAAACCCUUGUCCCCCGGAAUGAACAAGCGACAGGACCUGGGAGGACAGGGUGGAGGACCGGGAGGUGAGAGGGGGGGAAGGGGGGUAGAGGCAGUGGCAGGGGCAGCAGCAGGAGCAGGGGCAGGGGCAGGCGCAGGGGCAGGCGCAGGGGCUUGGGGUUUCGACUGGACUUUGAACGACAUGCAGCAGCAGCUCCGGCAGCAGCUGCAGCAGCACCUGGACGGCCGCCGAGCCUCGCAUGGAGGUAAGGCAACAGGUUCGGCAAGUGGAGUGUUGUCGGACGCAGGUUCGGUAGGGGCUGGUGGUGGUGGUACUGGGGUUAGUGCGCAUGCUGAAGCCCCAGAAAUGAGCUCCCGGGCUCAGGCGAAUGCAGCCAUUGCAGCUGCAGCAGCUGCUGCUGCCAUUGGACUCGUGCCUCCAUCACUCCAAUCAGCAACAGAAGCAGCAGCAGCAUCACGGCAAGAGGGUGGCAUGUCUGCAUUGCUGCGCGCUAGCAGCAGCAACAGCCGCAUGGGUGCCAGCUCCACCCAAGGGAAUCACUCUCUGGAGCUUCGCAAGUUUGGUGUCUCUGCCUCGGCCCCUCUGGAUCCCCGCCUUGUUGCUGCUGGCGCCGCCCCUGCCUUCCCUGCUCUUCCCCCGGGCUUCCCUGUUGCUGCUGGCUUUCCUGCUGCCCCUGCUGCUGCUGACCCUGCUGCUGCUGCCCCUGCUGCUGCUGACCCUGCUGCUGCUGACCCUGCUGCUGCUGACCCUGCUGCUGCUGCCCCUGCUGCUGCUGCCCCUGCUGCUGCUGCCCCUGCUGCUGUUGCUGGGCUUCCUGCUGACUCUGCUGCUGGCAACACCACGAUACCUGUCCCUGCUCCUACUUCUGCUGCUCGUUCCUCCUCCCCUGCUCGUGCCCAAGCUCCUCCAGCAGCACCCUCCCCUCGUUCCUCUGGUUUCCUGAGGCGGAUAGAGGUGGAGAGGGUGGAGGGAUUAACGUUGCAUGAGCUGGACGCUAAGGUGCUGGGGCUGAAGAGCCUGAAUAUUCCCAAGGGGAAGGACAGGACAGAGGACGAGGUGUUUGACGAGGUACUUCCCCUGAUUAAAAAGGUAGAGAAGUGAAGUAACCCAAGUGAUUUCCAGAGGCUUUUUUGAGGAAUUGGGGUUCCUUGAGCUACUUGCUUGAGCUACUUGCGCAAGGCUUUUUUUUCCUAAGGGCAGAGAGAAGAACCAAUAUUGGUUCAUUCACCUUGCUUGGUUCCCCUAAAAUGUGAUAGUGUAUGUGGAUGCAAUAGGCAACGUCUGAACCCUAUACCCUAAGCCCUGAACAAUAUGCCGAACCACGACAUAGUGCACACAGCAUGUGCCAAUUGCUCUUUUUGCUUCCGCUCCCAUUUUUCUGAAUAGUG